AUGAAGAUCGCAGUAUUCGCAAUCUCUGUCGUUCUGCUGUUGAUUUUUUCUCCCCUCCCGGGAUGCUCUCAAUUUCUCGACAUGGAAUGUGGAAUUCGAGCUUCAUCCGGUGGUUUUGCAAGAGUUGUUAAUGGCAGGAUAGCGAAUAGUAACUCGAGUCCCUGGAUGGCUUUUUUGCACACUUUUCAAAACGAGUUCAUUUGCGGCGGAACUUUAAUAACUAGCAGGCUGGUACUAACAGCAGCACAUUGCCUGGUUCCAUACACUCCACUAGCUGUUCGACUGGGAGAGUUAAAUAAAUUGCAAAAAAAUGCCUAUCGACAGGAGCAUCAAGUGGAAAAGGUCUUUAAGCACCGAUUAUACGAUCCAAAGACGCAUGUUAACGACAUAGCCAUUAUCAAACUGACUAAGACAGUGGUUUAUUCAGACCAUAUCAGGCCCAUCUGCAUUGUUUGGGAGUCCAAGUGGAGUUCUAUCAUCGACAGCAUCCAAGUUCUUACCGGAACUGGAUGGGGAAUGACCGAGAAGAGUUUGGAGAGCAGUGAACUAAGAACGCUCGAUAUCUGGCGGCAGUCGCCAAGAAUGUGUACACCUGCCACAGUGUCCAGCAACCAGUUCUGUGCGGGAAAUUGGAAUAGCAAUCUGUGCAAAGGAGACACAGGUGGUCCUGUGGGUGCAAUAAUUAGGUUCAAAAACUCGUAUCGCUUUGUUCAGAUUGGAGUUGCCAUCACCAACACCAAAUGCAAUAGGCCAAGUGUUUACACGGAUGUUCUCAGCCACAUUGAUUUCAUUCUCAGGGUUUACAGGGGACAUCAGGGCAGCGAUCGAAUACCACCGAAUUCAACUCCAAAUAAAGAACCAAAGUGGGACUGGAGCGAUACAGUCCCUACACUCUGGUAA
Molecule: messenger RNA, 900 nt
Organism: Drosophila ficusphila
Lineage: Eukaryota; Metazoa; Arthropoda; Insecta; Diptera; Drosophilidae
Product: serine protease grass
Exons: 4
Coding region: 1-900 (299 amino acids)
Biological process (GO): proteolysis
Molecular function (GO): serine-type endopeptidase activity
Source: RefSeq, a predicted model, not a curated record